AUGGGAUCUAAUCGAGAACAACAACUUGUUGAUAAAAUUCGACAAUUAUUACCUGAUUCAAAAAAGAAGUAUACAUGGACUGAUAUUGAAAAAACAGAUAAAUUACAAGAUUUAGCAUUUGAAUUGACAAGUACUUAUUUUGGUGAUUUUUUUGCUACUCAACAACAAGCAUCUAUUGAUCGUCUUCAAGCAGCUGCUUGUUUUUUAAAUUUUUUACAUACAAUUGCUGAUUGUGAAAAUGAUGAAGCUGAAGUUGAUGAAGGUCACUAUGGUCUUUGGUUACUUACAGUAUCGAAUCAAGAAGAACGUCUUAUGCAUUUAAAUCAAUUAGCAGAUUGUUUACUUUUAUUUAAACGAACAAUGGGUUCAAUUGAAGCUCUUCAAAAAGAAGAUGCAGCAUUACGAAUGGAAGCACAAAAGAUGAGUAAUGAAAUUAAUUAUUAUCAAGAAGAAAUUGCAUCAAAUAAAGAACAAAUUGACUUAUAUAAAACUGAAAUAAAAAAACAAACAGGUAUUAAAGUAGAUACAACAAAACAAAUUGAUAAACUUAAUAAUGAUUUAUCUCGAAUACAAAACAAUUAUACUUCAUUAGAAAAAAUUGAUAAUGAACUUGAUAGUACAUUAGAAGGAUUAAAAGUUCGAGAAAAAUUAUUAGAAAGUCAACUAAUGGUUUCAUCACU
Molecule: messenger RNA, 680 nt
Organism: Adineta steineri
Lineage: Eukaryota; Metazoa; Rotifera; Eurotatoria; Adinetida; Adinetidae
Source: the annotation of a GenBank genome assembly